Dinoponera quadriceps is the source of this 1473-nucleotide messenger RNA. RefSeq names its product 8-oxo-dGDP phosphatase NUDT18. The coding region runs from base 15 to 998 and encodes 327 amino acids. The record is from RefSeq and is a predicted model, not a curated record. Lineage: Eukaryota; Metazoa; Arthropoda; Insecta; Hymenoptera; Formicidae. The transcript is spliced from 4 exons. Gene Ontology annotation, molecular function: 8-oxo-GDP phosphatase activity; 8-oxo-dGDP phosphatase activity; magnesium ion binding.
UAUUUGCGUGUAAUAUGUCAGAUUUUAUAGAGAAUCAAGUUCAAUCUCUACUCGCCGGACAGGCGUUAGAACCCGACGAUACACAUAAUGUACACGUUCUCGCAGAUGACACAGCAGGUGCGAAAUCAGGUCAACUGACAUCAUACAUUCCUGUUUGCCUGAAAACAGUGACGUACAUAGUCGCUGCUGUUGUUAUAAAUGACCAGGGUGAAAUGUUGAUGAUACAAGAGGCUAAGGCCUCUUGCAAUGGAAAAUGGUAUUUGCCAGCUGGUAGAGUAGAAAAAAACGAAGAUCUGCUCAGCGCAGUAAAAAGAGAAGUCCUGGAAGAAACAGGACUGGUGCUAGCACCAACGACUUUAAUACUGGUAGAAUGCGCUAAUGGUACAUGGUUUCGCUUUGUGUUCACUGGAGAUAUAGUUGGUGGUACUCUAAAAACACCCGAUCAGGCAAAUGAAGAAUCUCUGCAGGCUUGCUGGGUACGAAACAUAAAUGACCUGCCACUAAGGUCUAAUGAUAUCAUUUAUCUACUGGAGAGAGGCAAGAGUUAUGUUUUAAAUAAGACUGUAUCUCAGCAUCCUCAUUUGAUGCCUGUGAUUAAACCUCAUUCAAAACUAUUGCUAAGAUUAACAGUCACAUCUAAGAAAAGGGCAACGAACAGACUGCAUGUGCUCCUUUCUGACACAGAACAGUAUGAAUUACCAAUCUGUGAAAUCAACCCAAAUCGUAGUUUAUUGUCUACUUUGCAUAGUUUUAUGACAGAAAUAUUCGGAAACGACGUAGCGCAACACAAGCCGCAUGGCUUAUUGUCCGUAGAAUUUAGCAGUGGUCAAGGAGGAGACGGUCUGUGCUUAACGUUAUUGGUAUCCUUCAAAUUGCCUUUGGAAGACGUGCCUAUAAUCGGAAAGUACAUUUGGCAUGAACUUUCCGAAAACGUAGCAGGAACUCUUGAAGCUCGUCUGCCACGGAACAUGACUGUGCCGUUGAAGGUCGUACGUUAAUCGUACGCGAAUGUUUUCAAACAAUAACAUUGUUCCAUGAAAGUAACCAGUAUAGUAGAAGGCUCAAAGAAUCUUUUACUAAAACAAUGUUCAUGACAUUAACACCAUAGUUACCCUAGUCUAAACCAAUGACUUUAUAACAGAUAAUACUUAACAGAUAACAUUCCACAUUUUUAUCUAUAUAUAUAUAUAUAUAAACAAAGUAAUAAUUAUUGUAGGCAGCUAAAGUAUUAAUUUUAUAAUGAUAGUAACAUGGGAUCAAGCUUCUCACCUGAAAAGUAUUAUGAUUCAUUCCGAGUGAAAAAGAGAUUGUAUGCAAUCAUUACUGUUACAUAUAACAUAUUGUUAAAUAUCGAAGUAUUCAUGAUGUAGAUUGGAUAUGUCUAAGAAUAUGACUAAGAUUUAGAUGUUAUUUCUAAAUUAUAAAUUUGAUAAGUAUAUAUAUAUAUAUAAUAUAAAGUAUAUAUAAUUUGAA